AUGAGGAAUACACGCGCACAGUCCCACAACGCCGAGAGUUCAAAUACUAAUCACGAAGCAGAAGCAGGACGAACUCAUCCAACAAAUGGAGGAGACUUCAUGGGUCAAUUCUUGAGCGCUUUACAGGGUUUUGUCCAACAGCAGGCCCAAACUCAGGCUACCCAAACCGACCUAAACCGAACCUCUAACACGAUAGAUCAAGCUGUAGAGCGAUUUCGAAACUAUAAUCCACCACGAUUCAAUGGACGUGAUGGACCGCUAGCAGCCGAAGAGUGGUUGGAAGAGCUUGAACGUAUCUUCACUCACAUCAACUGUAGUGAUGAGCAGAAAGUUUCAUGCGCUGUUUUUCAACUCAAAGAGGACGCUCGACAAUGGUGGAAACAUUUCUAUCGUCUGUUGGGGAAGGAAGAUCGCAAUGUUCUAAAUUGGAAAAUUUUCAAGGAGGUGGUAAUGAAUAAAUACUUUCCUCUCUCAUUCAGAGAAAAGAAGGAGACCGAGUUCUUUGAGUUGAAACAAGGGAAUAUGACUAUAGAGGAGUAUGAAAGGAAAUUCAAUGAGUUGGCCCGUUUUGCUCCACACCUAGUUGAUACAGAAGAUAAGAUGAUCGCUAGGUUCAGAAAAGGGUUAAGAAUUGACAUCAAAGGAAUUAUGGCUGCACAUGUGAUUGACGAUUUCAGCGACCUGGUUAAGCGAGCAGAAGAAGUGGGCACGGCUCUUGGAACAAACCAUCCUACAUCAAAAUCGACAAAUCAACCAAUGAAGAGGAAAUGGGAAAAUCCUAACCAAAGUGGAGGAAACUUCCAAGAUAAGAGGUCGAAAUUUGGCGGAACACCUGCUGUUGUUCUAUUUGAUUCUGGAGCUUCACACUCAUUUAUUUCCCUUAAGUUUUGUCAAAAGAAUAAGAUCAUUUGGGAGGUAGAGAACUUAGACUUGAACAUAAGUAUUCCCUCUGGAGAAUCCAUUAAGACUAAUAGGAUUGCUAGAAAAAUUUCCUUGAAUUUUAGGAAUAGAAAGCUUGAAGCUGACUUAUACCUUAUCGAAAUGCACGAUUUCGAUGUGAUUCUGGGGAUGGAUUGGUUAAGUCGAAACCAUGCAACAAUUAAGUGCCGCGAAAGAGAAGUCGUGUUCAAAAUACCAGGGGAGAAAGAAGUUGCUAUUCAAGGAUCAAAGUUAAGGAAAAUGCCCAUGGUGAUAUCUGCUAUGAAGGCGAUGAAGAUAUUGAAUAAAGGAGGCUGCAACGCUUAUUUGGUGAGCAUAGUAGGCAAGGAAAAUGAUGAACUCACCCUUGAAAAUGUUCCAGUAGUAUGCGAAUUCCCCGAUGUUUUCCCCGAAAAUCUACCUGGAAUACCACCUGAUAGGCAAGUAGAGUUUACGAUCGAUUUGUUACCUGGAGUAGCACCUGUUUCGAAAGCA
Messenger RNA from Salvia miltiorrhiza (redroot sage), 1413 nucleotides. RefSeq lists its product as uncharacterized. Gene Ontology annotation, biological process: proteolysis. The transcript is spliced from 2 exons. The annotation marks the transcript as partial. Gene Ontology annotation, molecular function: aspartic-type endopeptidase activity. The record is from RefSeq and is a predicted model, not a curated record. NCBI's taxonomy places the organism in Eukaryota, Viridiplantae, Streptophyta, Magnoliopsida, Lamiales, Lamiaceae.